AUGCAAAUGCAAGCAUCAGUUUUUUUCACUGCUCUGCUCUCGUUUGUGCUGUGCCCACCCACACCACCGGGCGUGCAGCGCUCAAAACUUCUUGAGUUGAAUAAUUGUGCUCAAAUCUGUCGUUACCCGGCCAUGGAAUGCGAAUACACAUGUCAAGGUGAUGGAAGAUGCGAGGCAGAGUGUGAACGAGAGCUCGCUUUGUGUGUGCGCAAAUGUUAUACAGAUUUGCUCACAGAAAUCGAACAACUCAUUCUGAUCGACCCGGACUGGCAGUAUCCGUAUGAUACUGUUGAUUGA
Molecule: messenger RNA, 297 nt
Organism: Echinostoma caproni
Lineage: Eukaryota; Metazoa; Platyhelminthes; Trematoda; Plagiorchiida; Echinostomatidae
Source: the annotation of a GenBank genome assembly